This is a messenger RNA of Babesia bigemina, 1218 nucleotides long. RefSeq lists its product as hypothetical. The coding region runs from base 1 to 1218 and encodes 405 amino acids. Lineage: Eukaryota; Apicomplexa; Aconoidasida; Piroplasmida; Babesiidae. The transcript has a single exon. The record is from RefSeq and is a predicted model, not a curated record.
AUGGUGCACAAUUCGUUGAACGAUGUUCCACGCAACCUCAAGGAGGGUAUUGACUGGUUGAUGGCCCUGAAGGGAGCCGAUGGUGAGAAAAACUUGAGCGCAUUGGGUGCGGCAAUCCACAAUUUUCUCUCCUACAACCUCUUGAAAAACCCUGAGGAAGCUAAAAAGUUGCCAUCCCUCGAAAAUGUUAAACUUAUUUCCAUGGGGUUCAUGUGGAAGAAGCAACUUAGGGACCUGUGGCCCGCAAACGAGAUGCUCGGGAAAUUCAUUAAGACUAUGUCCCAAAAACCCACCGAUUUGGUCAAUGCUAUAGGCUCCGACCCUGACGAGAUCACAGCGAACUUGACUAGAUUUGUUGAUGGUUGUGAGAAGUUCUUGGAUGGUAUAAAGAGCACUGCCGAUUACGAAUCUGCUUACAGCUCAGAAGCGACGUGGGAUGCGUCGUGUUCGAAACUUCCGGAAGCCUGCGCAGCUGUCUUCGUGGGUAUUGCGCCUAUGUUGUACGUAGGCCUAGAGUCUAUGAGGGAUGCGGGUGAGAACCAAUCCAUUAAGUGGAUGCCUUUUAUUAAGAAGAAGAACUUGGGCGAGGUCAUGAAUGCCAUGGGUUACGAAGAUCCGGUAUGCCGUGAAGGCAUGACUGGUCCAUAUUUGACCACUGCAUUGAAAAACGUUAAUAGAGAUGUAUUGGAGAUCAUCCACGGUCUCUGUGGGUUUGACGUUCUCUACGCGUCGGAAACCCCAGAACCUGUAAAGGCAGACAAACCAGUGGAACCUGUGUCACAAUCCACAGAAGUUGAAGAGCCUCUUGUAGCUGAAGAGUCCUUAGAUGUUGUGAAAGCAGAGCGAUUUGCCGAGUCUGUAGAGGUUGAUCAAUUUGCAGAAAUUAAGGAGCUUGAGCAAUUUGCAGGAUUUGAGGAGGUUGAUCAAUUUGCAGAAAUUGAGGAGGUUGUGCAGGCUGCACCAUUAGCAGAAGCUGAAGAAGUCGAAGAACCUGUAGAUGUCGAACCGAUUGCAGAGCCCGUGGAGGUUGAGCAGUUUGCGGGAGUUGAGGAACCUGUCAUAGCGGAAGAAUCUGUGGCGCAGGUAGAAACACAACCAUCCGCGAAACCAAAGAAGUCUGGAAAGACUGGAAAAGGCAAAACGGGGAAGAAAGGUAAAAAGGGUGUAAGUGGUAAGAAGGGCAAAAAAGGUAAAAAGGCCGUAGUAGCAAAUCAGUAA